Messenger RNA from Haliotis rufescens (red abalone), 1404 nucleotides. RefSeq names its product glutamine-rich protein 2-like. NCBI's taxonomy places the organism in Eukaryota, Metazoa, Mollusca, Gastropoda, Lepetellida, Haliotidae. The transcript has 3 exons. The record is from RefSeq and is a predicted model, not a curated record. Bases 1 to 1404 code for a protein of 467 amino acids.
AUGAGACAGCUGUAUCAACCGGACCCGCGUGGUAAAGAGGGGUUGAAGUUGGAAUACCAGUUACUACCGGACCUGCCGGAGGGUGGACACAUCGGACAGUUGGAAAAACAUGAAUCUCGGAAACACUCCAGGGUCGAGCUAGGGCAAGUACAGGGUGCCACAGAGCCUGGUGCCAGAGUACAGGGUACCACAGAGCCUAGUGACGACAGGGUGCCACAGAGCCUGGUGCCAGAGUACAGGGUGCCACAGAGCCUGGUGCCAGAGUACAGGGUGCCACAGAGCCUAGUGCCAGAAUACAGGGUACAACAGAGCCUAGUGCCAGACGACAGGGUGCCACAGAGCCUGGUGCCAGAGUACAGGGUACCACAGAGCCUGGUGCCAGAGAGUCAGAGUACAGGGUACUACAGAGCCUGGUGCCAGAGAGUCAGAGUACAGGGCACCACAGAGCCUGGUGCCAGAGAGUCAGAGUACAGGGCACCACAGAGCCUGGUGCCAGAGAGUCAGAGUACAGGGCACCACAGAGCCUGGUGCCAGAGAGUCAGAGUACAGGGUACCACAGAGCCUGGUGCCAGACGACAGGGUACCACAGAGCCUGGUGCCAGAGUACAGGGAACCACAGAGCCUGGUGCCAGAGAGUCAGAGUACAGGGUACUACAGAGCCUGGUGCCAGAGAGUCAGAGUACAGGGCACCACAGAGCCUGGUGCCAGAGAGUCAGAGUACAGGGUACCACAGAGCCUGGUGCCAGACGACAGGGUGCCACAGAGCCUGGUGCCAGAGUACAGGGUGCCACAGAGCCUGGUGCCAGAUGCCAGAGUACAGGGUGCCACAGAGCCCAGUGCCAGAGUACAGGGUACCUCAAGCCUAGUGCUAGAGUACAGGGUGCCACAGAGCCUAGUGCCAGAACACAGGGUACCACAGAGCCUGGUGCCAGACUACAGGGUGCCACAGAGCCUGGUGCCAGACUACAGGGUGCCACAGAGCCUGGUGCCAGAGUACAGGGUACCACAGAGCCUGGUGCAAGAGUACAGGGUGCCACAGAGCCUGGUGCCAGAGUACAGGGUACCACAGAGCCUGGUGCCAGAGUACAGGGUACCACAGAGCCAGGUGCCAGAGUACAGGGUGCCACAGAGCCUGGUGCCAGAGUACAGAGUACCACAAGCCUAGUGCCAGAGUACAGGGUACCACAGAGCCGAGUGCCAGAGUACAGGGUACCACAGAGCCUGGUGCCAGAGUACAGGGUACCACAGAGCCUGGUGCAAGAGUACAGGGUGCCACAGAGCCUGGUGCCAGAGUACAGGGUACCACAGAGCCUGGUGCCAGAGUACAGGGUACCACAGAGCCAGGUGCCAGAGUACAGGGUGCCACAGAGCCUGGUGCCAGAGUACAGAGUACCACAAGCCUAG